Molecule: messenger RNA, 6181 nt
Organism: Mastomys coucha (southern multimammate mouse)
Lineage: Eukaryota; Metazoa; Chordata; Mammalia; Rodentia; Muridae
Gene: Cep162
Product: centrosomal protein 162
Exons: 27
Coding region: 715-4935 (1406 amino acids)
Biological process (GO): cilium assembly
Cellular component (GO): axonemal microtubule; centrosome; centriole
Source: RefSeq, a predicted model, not a curated record
GGUCCGCGAUCCUGUUGUUGUUUCCAGCUUGUACCUUGGGCCCGGUCUCCGAACUUUGUUUUGCGCGUUACUCCGCUCCUCUGCCGGGGCUCCAAGUGGGAUAUGUCUUUGCUUCGAGCCAGCCCCCAAAUCUGCGCUUCCUGAACACAACUGGGCUGAGGGACCUCUCGUGGGGUUUGCCUCUGACUAAACCUGUUUGUCCAGCUCCUUAUUCUGUCCCUUAGACCUCUUGGUCGAAAAUGCAAAUAAAAGCAUUAGGUGUUCCCCUAGAGAGUGGUGGGCAAACUAUACACACGAGUCCUACCGCUGGCGUCCCUUAGAAAAGAAAAGUAGCGUUUGUUUGGAUUGCCCCAAAGAGUUAAAUCCAAAAGUUAGGGCAGAUCUAAAGAUGACCUCACCUAUGUGAAGUUCAGCCUUGAGCAGCAAACUUGACUACAUCCCAUUCAAGGUGUUCGCAGCAUUGUUUCUUUUAGCCUGCCUUUGCUUCAAGAGAAACAUAAUUAGUAGCUAGAGUAUGUCGUUAACUUUCAAGAGUUUUGGCUUUGGAGAUGUUUUAAGGCAUUGUUGCACUGUAUAGGUCAGACUAACCUCGGCCAGAAUAACUCAGGCUGGCCUCCCGACUAAAGAGCUGUCUGUCUCCUAAGUGUAGAAAUUUAAGUGUUUCCAGUGCUAUAAAUAAAUUUAGGAUACUUUGUGACGUGAAAAUUACUAACCAUGGCUCACUAUUCCAAAAUAGACCUUGAUGAAGAAUUUGAACGGUUUAUGAAGGAGCUUUCAGAUGAUUCUUUUGAAAAUUCAAAUAAAACACCCAGACAACCUAAUGAAGACAGCAAGGAAAUGAAGAAGAAAGACCCAGUGCCUUGGUGGAUAGCCGAAGAUGAUUUUGAAGAUGAUGGACUGCUUGGAACAAAUGUGAGCUAUUUAAAGACAAAGAAGACACAUCAACCGAUUAUGGACACAGAAGAAGAGUCUGCUGAAAAAGUUCAGUUUCUUAAGAGCAGUGGAACCUCCAUCUUAAGUGUUGACAGCUUAGAAGCUAAUGAAUUGGUUGUUUCUGAGCUCCAUCAUAGCACUCUUGGUUUGGGCUUGGACACGUUAGAAGAACAAGAGGAGAAAGAGCAGUUCUUCGCCAGGCUUGAGAAAGGCUUGACGUCUUCUAUUGAUUACUCGAAAUUAAAUCAAGAACUGGAUUCUGACGACUCCGCACAAUUCAAAGCUUUACAUAGAUGUCAAGGUAAUGCAGAACCAGUUGAAGAUGGAAGUGAAAAUGAAUCAGAACAUGAAGAACUGCCAGAAACAUACAGUGAUGACUUUGAAGAUGCUGAGGAUACUGAUGAGCCUUUGAUUACUAAAGAUGAAGAGACCCAUCCCAAAGAAAACUCUGAGUCAGGAAAGGACAGCUUUCCCAAACAGGAGGAAGAGAAAACUGGCAUGCUGGCUAAUGUUGUGCUGCUUGAUUCCUUUGACUCUCUUGAGGAUAUCGACCUUAGCAAUCAAGAGAAAGCAACCCCUAAAGCAAAGGCCCUCCCAGAGGUGACAGAUGGUGAACCAGCAGAAACAGGUGUUCCUUAUGGACAAAGCAGUGGUGAUACUGAAGCCCUGCACCAGGCUUACUGUCAUGUAGCUCACUCUCUGGGAGACACAGGAGAACCAAGAAUUGAGUCUAGCACUGUGCAAACUGUCAGGAGCUCCAUAAAAGAUGGUCUUCAAGAAAACGAAGAGUCUUCAAAGAACAUCUCUACCACCGAGUCCGAUCUGCCUACAGUAGAGGAGCUGAUGAAGCCUAUCAGGAUCGAUUCCUAUGGGAUCAGGGGCUUUGACUUGCAGCCUAUCAGCCUUCAGAAAGCAGCAGACAGUAAAGAAGCCGAAUCUGUGAGCUCUUUACCCCUGAAGAUGAACACAGACACUAUGUCUCAAGACACUAGACAUGUGAUCCAAUUUCCCCACAAACAUGAUGAGAGUGUGCUUCUACACAGGACAGCAGGUGAGGGCAUGGGCAGCAGCUGCCCAGCUCUGGAAGAGCAUUUGGACAAAAUGUACCUGGAGAUUCUGAGGAAGAAAACAUCUGUUAACCCUUCACUAUUACCUCAGGAUGACAAAACGAACCAGACUUCGAGGUCCCAGCUUGGUGCUGGGGAAGAGGAGUCUGUCAUCAGUAAGCAGGUUCCAUGUAAGAAGGCCAGAAGUGCACCUCCUUUGCCUAAAAGAAAGCCACAGAGUGGAUUGUACGCAUCAGCUCGGAGCUCAGGCUACGGCAAACCCAGUUCACCACUCCAGUUGUUUUCAGCCAUUGAAAAGAAAACUACAAAGGAAAAUACAAAAACUAAAAAUGUGAGAUCCAUUCCCACCUCAAAUCAAUUUAGAAAAAAAGAAAUACUAUCUGGAACAAAGCUCAUCAAGCCUGCAGCUUUGAAUAAACCAUCCCCUCACCAUGAAGGUAGCCGAACUACACCUAAGAGGCCUGAAGACCCCUCAGAUGAUUCCUUUGUUCAGUUACAGACUGAGCCUUCAGGAUCCUACAGUGGAAACAGAGAAAAAGAAUUACUAAUGUUGAAAAGAGCUCAGGAUGCAGAGGAAAAAUGGAGGGGUGCACAAGUGCUGAUCGAGCAAAUUAAAAUGACAUUCUCUGAAAAGGAGAAGGAGCUGGAGAACGCAAUGGAAAACUUAAAGAGGCAACAGGAGAGAGAGCUCUUCAAACUGAACCAAGAGAAUUACAUUCUUCAGGCCAAGUUAAGUAGCUUUGAAGAAACAAGCAGAAAACAGAGGUGGCUACAAUUUGGAGAAACAUCUGACCCCGUCACUGGAGAGAGGCUGAAACAAAUUCAGAAAGAGAUACAAGAACAAGAGACGCUUCUUCAAGGCUACCAACAGGAAAAUGAAAGGUUGUAUAAUCAAGUAAAAGAUCUUCAGGAACAAAAUAAGAAAAAUGAAGAGCGCAUGUUUAAAGAAAAUCAGAAUUUAUUUAGUGAGUUGGCCUCUUUAAAAGAACAGAUGCACAAAAAUCAUUCUCUGUCUCAAGCAGUUGAAAAUACAGAACCCACCAAAAACCAGAGUUUUACAGACCUCCUAGCAGAAUUACGGGCAGCACAGAAAGAAAAAAACCACCUAAUGGAAGAUAUUAAAAGACUAAAGCAAGACAAACAAGCUCUGGAAGUAGACUUGGAAAAAGUGAAGAGAGAGAGGGACCAAGCCAAAGACCAAAUCGCCUAUGCCACAGGUGAAAAAUUAUAUGAAAUAAAGAUUUUAGAAGAAACACAUAAACAAGAAGUGAGUCGUCUACAAAAGCGGUUACAGUGGUACGCGGAAAAUCAGGAGCUUCUGGAUAAAGACGCAGCUCGUCUCAGAGAGGCCACUGAGGAAGCCGAGAAGCUGAGGUUAGAGAUUGAAAAACUGAAAACUGAGUCUGGGAGCCCAGCUACUCAGCAGAGGUUACGCUCAAAGGAAAGAGCUCUUGAUGCCAAAAGAAUUCAGGAUCUGGAGCGGCAGGUUAAAGAAAUGGAAGGGAUUCUGAAGAGACGGUAUCCCAACUCUCUACCUGCUUUGAUACUGGCUGCCUCAGCAGCUGGUGAUUCGGUAGAUAGAAAUACAGUGGAGUUUAUGGAGAGAAGGAUAAAAAAGCUAGAAGCUGAUCUGGAGGGCAAAGAUGAAGAAGCAAAGAAAAGCCUUCGCACCAUGGAACAGCAGUUUCAGAAAAUGAAGAUUCAGUAUGAACAGCGGCUGGAGGAGCAGGAACAGCUGCUUGCCCAUAGGCAGAAGGAAGCUCCACAGAACCAGCACAACAGCUCAUCCAGGCUGAAGGCCCUCGAGACAGAGCUUGGGCACAUGAAGGAAGCUCAUCAGAUCACUGUAAGAAAGCUGGAAGCUGAAAUAGAUGUUCUUAAACAUCAGAAUGCUGACUUAGAACACAAGAAGAAUGACAAAGAAGAUCAGGACCUCCAGUCCAUAGAGUUCCAGGUAGAGCAGGCGCAGGCGAGGGCAAAGCUGGUGAGACUCAAUGAAGAGCUGGCAGCAAGGGGGAGAGAGAUACAGGACCUUACAAAGACUGUGGAGAGGCUCCAGAAGGAGAGAAGGGUGAUGCUGUCCAGGCAGAUCCCCAGGAGCAAAGAGGAGACGGCUGCCAAAAGGCUGAAGAAAGAAGUUUUGCACCCAAAUAGAGGAAAUGUGAAUGCUUUCCCUGAAACCCUGGAUGACAAGCUGUAUCACCCACACACCUUUACUGACUCUCAUUUGUCGGAGGUCUUACAAGAAAACUACAGGUUGAGAAGUGAGCUGGAGGGGUUGAUUUUAGAGAGAAAUAAGCUGAAGAUGGAAUUAGAGGCAGCAGUAUGUCAACUUGAAAACUCUAUGAAAAGGGUCAAGGAUGAUGCUACAGCACACAUUGCGUCCCUCAAAGCAUCUCAUGAGAGGGAAGUAGAAAAACUCCUUUGCCAAAAUGCAGUAGAAAAUUCCUCUUCCAAAGUAGCUGAACUGAAUCGCAAAAUUGCAACUCAAGAGGUACUUCUAAAACAUUUCCAAGGUCAAGUUAACGAGCUGCAGGGUAAACAGGAAUCACUUGCAGUUUCUCAAGUUCGAGAAGAAAUCCUACAGAAACAGAUUACAAAACUCUUGGAAGAAUUGAAAGAAGCCAAAGAAAACCACACACCAGAAAUGAAGCAUUUCAUGGGCUUAGAAAGGAAGAUCAAGCAGAUGGAGAUGAGGCACAGGCAGAGAGAGCAAGAGCUCCAGCAGAUAAUACAGCAAACACGCCAAGUAGUAGAAACUGAACAAAACAAGGAAGUUGAGAAAUGGAAAAGGCUUGCACAGUUAAAGAAUCGGGAGCUGGACAAGUUCCGAACAGAGUUGGACUCCAUACUAGAUGUUCUGCGGGAGCUGCACCGGCAGGGGGUCGUGGUCCCCGUGGCUCUUGCAGGAGAAGAAAACACAGCAGGGUUUUAGUCGGAACUUGGAUCUGAGUGACCUCAUUGGAAGACAGAUGAAACUGUGCCACUGUCGGGACCACACAGCCAUGUGAGACCACCACCAGAGUAACUUGUCAGAAUAAACUACCAUGAACCAACAAGGAAAGAACAUACAUCUUGAUUUAUCUUACUGAAAACCAUUAUUAAACAUUUGAGAUGACUUGUGAGCAGGUUCCAUAGUGUCAGAAGACCAUGACAGCAAGGUUUACUGUGAAAGGGCUUGCUCCCAGGCCACAGCAGAAGAAGAGAGUGCACAUCCUCAGCACAUUUUAUAGAUUAAAUAACUUCGCGUUUUCUGUCAGACAGGAAGUCAGCUCAUGAAACAGGUAGAUGAAUGAGAGCCUCGUGCUGGGGACAGUCUUGUCAGCUGUCGACUGAGUGUAAAGUGUCCUCGGGAGUUUAGAUGACAGUUGUAACUUCUGUACAGGGAAACAGCAAGUUCUCAGGGGCCAUUUGCACCUGAUAGAAAGUGACAGGUGACAGCACAGUUUGAUGUGUCCGUUACUGGAGGGCAGGUCUGUAAACGACAGUCGGGAUUUUUGGCAGCUCUUAAGGAUAUAAACAAUACACAAUGUUUUUCCUUUUCUAUUGAAAAAAGAAAUAUUAUGUCCAUUAGAAAAAACUAAAAUGUGCUUAAAAAUAGCUAGUUUAUUUUAUAAUCCCAUUUGUGAAAGUAGAUCAGAUGUGUGUGAUUUCUGUAAAUGAGAGCUACUGCCAGUGUGUUUGCAAGUGUCUCUCUGGAGAUCGAGCUGUCCAUGGAGAUGCACUUGGUAUCUGCACUGGGUACUGCUGGUGACCUGUGUGGAAGAAAGAGGCAGGGAUAUGAUGACACCUGAACUCCAGACAGUAUGACAAGAGCUGCACAGUGAGUUGUAAUCUUUAGUCAGUUAAAAUGUAAAAAGAAACUGUGAACUAGGUCUUUAGAGUAUAUUUUACAUUAGUAGCACAUCUUGAUUUAGGUGACAUUCCAACUGCCCAUGCCGGUAAAUGCAGUCCUGAAAUAAUACUUGCAAAGUAGGAUGUUUCAUAAGGAACGGGUGAGCAAGUCUUAGUGAACUCAUGAGCAAAGGUCGUGAAGUAAAUCACCUGUUAAAUGGAAGUGCAAUUGUCCUAAUGCCAGCAUUUUAUUAUGUAUUUUCUUUCUGAGAAGGGAGUAAAAAAGCAUUAUCACUUUCAAGUUUUUCAUGUACAACAUUUCAAAGUUGUAAUACAAAUUUAUUUUA